Messenger RNA from Dichomitus squalens LYAD-421 SS1, 1092 nucleotides. RefSeq names its product manganese-dependent peroxidase (gene MnP5-short). Gene Ontology annotation, biological process: cellular response to oxidative stress; hydrogen peroxide catabolic process; response to reactive oxygen species. The coding region runs from base 1 to 1092 and encodes 363 amino acids. NCBI's taxonomy places the organism in Eukaryota, Fungi, Basidiomycota, Agaricomycetes, Polyporales, Polyporaceae. The record is from RefSeq and is a predicted model, not a curated record. The transcript is spliced from 3 exons. Gene Ontology annotation, molecular function: peroxidase activity; heme binding.
AUGGCCUUCAAAACCCUCCUCGUAUCUGUUCUCGCCGCGCUCCAGGUCGCCAAUGGCGCGCUCAUUCGUCGUGCAACCUGCUCGGACGGCACCGUAGUCUCUGACAGUGCUUGCUGUGCAUUGAUCCCAGUUAUUCAGGACCUUCAGGAGAACCUAUUCGACGGUGGCGAGUGCGGCGAGGAGGUCCACGAGUCCCUCCGUCUCACCUUCCACGAUGCCAUUGGUAUAUCGCCCGCCAUCGCCGCCACGGGCGUGUUCGGAGGUGGAGGCGCUGACGGUUCGAUUGCCCUCUUCGACGACAUCGAGACCAACUUCCACGCCAACAACGGUGUCGACGAGAUCAUCGGCGAGCAAAAGCCUCUCAUCGCGAAGCACAACAUCACCACCGCCGACUUCAUCCAAUUGGCGGGUGCGAUCGGUGUCUCGAACUGCCCCGGCGCUCCUCAACUGAACGUCUUCAUCGGCCGUCCCGACGCGACCCAGCCUGCGCCUGACAAGACCGUCCCGGAGCCGUUCGACACCGUCGACAGCAUCCUCGCCCGCUUCCAGGACGCCUUCUCGACAGUCGGCGGCUUCACCCCCGCCGAAGUCGUCGCCCUUCUCGCGUCCCACACCAUCGCCGCCGCCGACCACGUCGACCCGUCCAUCCCCGGCACGCCCUUCGACUCCACCCCCGAGCUCUUCGACACCCAGUUCUUCAUCGAGACCCAGAUCCGCGGCACGAUCUUCCCCGGCACGGGGGGCAACCAAGGCGAGGUCGAGUCCCCGCUGCACGGCGAGCUGCGCCUGCAGUCGGACUCGGAGCUCGCGCGCGACUCGCGCACCGCGUGCGAGUGGCAGUCGUUCGUCGGCAACCAGGCGAAGCUCCAGUCCGCGUUCAAGGCCGCCUUCCGCCGGAUGUCCGUGCUCGGCCACGACGAGAGCGCGCUCAUCGACUGCUCCGAGCUCGUCCCCGUCCCCCCGGCCCCCGCCUCCGUCGCGCACCUGCCCGCGGGCGUGACGCACAACGACAUCGAGCAGGCGUGCGCCUCCACUCCCUUCCCCACUCUCCCCACUGACCCCGGCCCGGUCACCUCUGUCGCCCCUGUGUGA